Necator americanus (New World hookworm) is the source of this 3801-nucleotide messenger RNA. RefSeq lists its product as uncharacterized. The transcript has 33 exons. Gene Ontology annotation, biological process: transmembrane transport. The record is from RefSeq and is a predicted model, not a curated record. Bases 1 to 3801 code for a protein of 1266 amino acids. Gene Ontology annotation, molecular function: ATP hydrolysis activity; ABC-type transporter activity; ATP binding. NCBI's taxonomy places the organism in Eukaryota, Metazoa, Nematoda, Chromadorea, Rhabditida, Ancylostomatidae. Gene Ontology annotation, cellular component: membrane.
AUGCCAUCCGUUUCGGGAAAUUUCAAGCCGAGGAGCUCGAUCUCUAGUUUCACGAAGGAUGAAACUCCGAUCCCACCUGCCACUUCCAGCAUAUUCUCUUUCGCCUCACCGAUCGAUUAUUUGUUUCUUGUGAUCGGCACCAUAGCAUCUUUUAUCCACGGUGCAGGUUUUUCUGUGCUCGGUAUCGUCUUAGGUGGAAUGACAACGAUUUUUCUACGUGCACAAAAUUCGGAAUUUGUGUUAGGGGAAGGAAAAACGGAUCCAGGUGGAUUACCAGGAGUUACGAGGGAAGAGUUUGACAAUGAGGUGAAGAAAUUUUGCCUCUUUUAUCUUGGACUAGGUGUUGCAAUGUUCACAACUUCAUAUAUACAGAUUGCCUGUUGGGAAACCUUUGCCGAGAGGAUCACGUACAAAUUACGUCAGAUUUACCUGAAAGCUAUUCUUAGGCAACAAAUUUCAUGGUUUGACGAACAGCAAACCGGAAAUCUGACCGCAAGACUAACCGAUGACCUUGAACGUGUGCGAGAAGGACUCGGGGACAAGCUUUCGCUAUUUAUCCAAAUGUUAUCGGCGUUUCUGGCCGGAUUUGGAGUUGGAUUUUUUUACAGUUGGUCAAUGACCUUGGUGAUGAUGGUGGUUGCUCCAUUCAUAAUAUACUCAGCCAAUUGGAUGUCAAGAAUUAUAGCAACAAGGACCCAAGUCGAGCAGGAGACGUACGCAGUGUCAGGUGCUAUCGCUGAAGAGACUUUCUCAUCUAUACGAACCGUGCACGCCUUAUGCGGACAUAAACGGGAGCUGAACAGAUUUGAAGCAUCGCUGGAAAAAGGACGAAGAACCGGCUUGGUAAAGUACUUCUACAUGGGUAUUGGUGUUGGCUUUGGGCAAUUUUGCACCUAUUUCUCAUACGCUUUGGCUUUCUGGUACGGCAGUGUCCUUAUUAUCAACGAUCCGUCUAUUGACAGAGGUCGAAUCUUCACGGUGUUCUUCUCUGUAAUGUCCGGUUCAACCGCACUUGGAGCCUGCCUUCCUCAUCUUAGCACAAUUUCUAUAGCAAGAGGAGCUACAAGAACCGUUUUAAGAAUAAUAAACAGUCAACCAAAAAUCGAUCCAUAUAGUCUGGAUGGAAUUGUGCUGAACAAUUUGAGAGGUGCUAUUCGCCUAAGGAAUGUGCAUUUUUCAUAUCCGUCCAGAAAAUCGAUUAAGGUCCUGAAAGGUGUUUCCCUGAACGUAGCGGCUGGGCAGAAGAUCGCCUUGGUUGGUAGCAGUGGAUGUGGAAAAUCGACUAUUAUCAAUCUUUUGCUGAGAUUCUACGAUCCAACUAGGGGAAAGGUUACAAUUGAUGAUAUUAAUGUAUGCGAUCUUAACGUGCAUAGCCUCCGAGAUCAAAUCGGUGUUGUCAGUCAGGAACCAAUACUUUUUGAUGGAACUCUAUACGAAAAUAUUAAGAUGGGGAAUGAGAAAGCAACAAUGGAGGAUGUGAUAGAAGCGUGUCGCUUGGCAAAUGCAGCGGAUUUCAUCAAACGUCUACCCGAUGGAUAUGGAACACGUGUGGGAGAACGAGGUGUUCAACUUAGUGGCGGACAAAAACAACGUAUUGCAAUAGCGCGCGCUAUAAUCAAAAAUCCCAAGAUCCUAUUGCUCGAUGAAGCCACUAGCGCAUUAGACUCAGAAGCUGAGACAAUCGUUCAGGAAGCGUUGGAAAAGGCACAAAUGGGUCGAACAACGGUGAUUGUGGCCCAUCGACUUUCCACAAUUAGAAACGUGGAUCAAAUUUUUGUGUUCAGGAAUGGUGAAAUCGUCGAACAAGGCACUCAUACAGAAUUAAUGGAAAAACGCGGAGUGUUCUAUGAAAUGACCCAGGCUCAAGUGUUAAGAGAACAAAAAGAGGUGGAACCUCAAGUUUCGGAUGAGGAAGGAUCAGACAUAUUCUCGGGUGAUGGAUUCAACAAACUCGAAUCAUUGCGAUCCAGAAAAGCGUCGACUAAAAGUGGUACUUCCGUCGCUACAUCGAUUCAAAGCAUGCAACAGGAGAUGGAAGAGAUUCGUGCCAAACCUUCGCCGAUGUCAAAAGUGUUCUAUUUCAAUCGCGAUAAAUGGGGUUUCUUCUUUCUUGGACUUGUAGCUUGCAUUAUUUCUGGAGCAAUUACACCGUUGUUCGCAUUAGUGUAUGCAGAGAUUGUUAGCGUGUAUUCCGAACCUGUAGAUCAAAUGAAAAAAGAUGUUUAUUUUUGGUGUGGAGCGUUCAUAGUGGUCGGAUUGAUACAUGCUGCCAGUUUCUUUUCAUCUGCUGUUUGUUUGGGUCGUUGUGGCGAAUCACUAACGAUGAAAUUACGCCUGGAAGCGUUCCGGAAUAUUCUUCGACAGGACAUUGGAUUUUUUGAUGAUUUACGUCAUGGAACUGGGAAGUUGUGCACCAGAUUCGCUACAGAUGCACCGAAUGUUCGAUACGUAUUCACACGUCUUCCAUUAGUAAUUUCAUCAACGGUCACCAUCGUUGGUGCGCUUAUCGUUGGAUUCGUAUUCGGAUGGCAACUAUCGCUUAUUCUCAUCAUUUUAAUUCCACUUAUCAUUCUAAGCGGCUAUUUUGAAAUGAGGAUGCAGUUCGGAAAAAAGAUGCGAGACACAGAACUUCUGGAGGAAGCUGGAAAAGUUGCUUCACAAGCUGUAGAACAUAUACGUACAGUACAUGCGUUGAAUCGACAAGAACAAUUUCAUUUUAUGUACUGUGAAUAUCUUCGUGAACCUCAUAAGGAAAAUCUUUGCCAAGCGCAUGUUUAUGGUGCAGUGUUUGCAUUCUCUCAAUCGUUACUCUUCUUUAUGUACGCUGUAGCAUUUUGGAUAGGUGCUAUUUUUGUUGACAACAAAUCGAUGCAACCUAUUGAUGUAUACAGAGUAUUCUUUGCGUUUAUGUUCUGUGGUCAAGUGGUCGGAAAUAUUUCAUCGUUUAUACCUGACGUAGUGAAAGCAAGAUUAGCCGCAUCGCUGCUCUUCUACCUCAUCGAACAUCCUAGCGAUAUCGAUUCAUUGUCCGAAAAUGGUUUCAAGAAGAAAAUCAGUGGGCACAUCAUUUUCCGCAAUGUUUUCUUCAACUAUCCCACAAGACGACAUACACGUGUCCUGCGAGGAUUGAAUUUAGAGGUCAAACCAGGAACAACAGUGGCGCUGGUUGGAAGAUCAGGUUGCGGAAAGAGCACAGUAAUGUCGUUGUUGGAGCGGUUCUACAAUCCUGGAAAGGGUACUAUACUGGUAGAUGGAGACAACAUCAAAAAUUUCAACAUCCGUAGCCUUCGCGAGCAAGUUUGUAUAGUUAGCCAAGAGCCAACGCUUUUCGAUUGUACGCUUCGAGAGAACAUAUGCUAUGGUUUGGAGGAAGAACCUGUUUACGAGCGAAUUGUCCAAUCAGCUAAGAUGGCAAAUAUUCACAAUUUCAUUCUAAGUCUUCCACAGGGUUAUGACACACGUGUCGGUGAGAAAGGAACACAAUUGUCCGGUGGACAAAAACAGCGAAUAGCGAUAGCACGAGCACUAAUCCGAGAUCCUCCUGUGCUUCUUCUCGACGAGGCCACCAGCGCUCUGGAUACUGAAAGCGAAAAGAUUGUCCAAGAAGCACUCGAAGUGGCACGUCAAGGCAGAACAUGCAUCGUUAUCGCGCAUCGAUUGUCAACAAUACAAAAUAGCGAUGUUAUAGUUAUGGUACAGGAAGGUAAAUCGACUGAAAAAGGAACGCAUGAACAUUUGCUGGCCAGAAGUGAACUGUACAAAAGGUUAUGCGAAACUCAACGACUUGUCGAAUCACAAUGA